AUGCCCUCCGUGGCUAACGAGACCUUCGAUUUGCCUCUUGCAAAGAGGCAAAAGCGGUCUGAAAAUCAACCUGAUCCUCGCCUCCAACAUGGAUCCAAGAUCUUCUCUCCUUUCCGGACGUUAGGUCUUGUGUCCCCGACCGCGGUCCCAUUCACCAGUAUCCGUCUAGGGAAAUCCACCUUCCAAAUCACCACCUCCGUGGGUCAUUCGCUUCAAACAUAUGACUUACGCCGUGGCCUGAAUCUGGUCUUUCUGAGCCGGCCGCAAACGCCAGGUUUGAUCACGGCAACUUGUGCAUGGCAGGAUCGAGUUUUCGCUGCUUGGGGUCACCCUCGGCCAGGAGCACCAGGUGGGGUGUGGGUGUUCAAGCGUGGAAAGAAACUGGCAUCUCUCGAAGACCCUCCGGCGCUCAAUGAGCCCAUCCAGAAAUUGGUUGUGUUAGGAUCGUGGGUGGUCGGCUGUUGGGCAGCGGGCGUUGAGGUGUGGAAAACGGAAACCUACGAGCAUUAUGCGAGCUUGCGACCGCGUCCGAUCGAAGGUUCGUCGGGAAACCAGAUCUACACCGGGGUACUGUGUAAUAUGCCGACCUAUCUCAACAAGGUCUUUGUUGGACGAUGUGAUGGGGCCAUCGACAUUUGGAAUCUCCGGACGGGCAAGUUACUUCAUACACUGCUUCCAGCAGCCCCCAAUCCGGGGCCUGUGACUGCCGUCCAUCCGACCCCUGCCUUGUCCCUCAUUGCCGUUGCCCACAAGAGCGGUGCUCUGUCGAUCCAAAAUGUUGAUUCCGGACAGCUGGUCUUGUCCCUGAGAACCCCAUCGUCCCAGGCUCCACCAGUGACAUCGAUUACCUUUCGGAGUGACGGUCUAGGUGCUGGUCAUGAUGGCCGGAAAUCAGGUGUCAUGGCUACCACAGCUAAUGGUAGUGGCGAUAUCACCAUGUGGGACUUGAACGAUGGAGGCCGUGUCGCGGGUAUCCUUCGCGGUGCACACCGCAUCUCUGGUGGGGAAAUGGACCAGGGCGUUAAUCGCAUCGAGUUCUUGGACGGCCAACCCGUUCUGGUAUCAUCGGGGAGCGAUAAUUCUUUGCGCACUUGGAUCUUUGACGAGACUCCAUUCUCGCCAGUUCCCAGACCCCUCCAUAGACGCAGCGGGCACUCCGCUGCGGUCAGUGCUCUGGACUUCUUGCCCGCAUCUUCCGAUGGAUCUGAGUCCGGGGGCAAAUGGCUGCUCAGCGCCAGUAAGGAUUGUAGCCUCUGGGGUCUCAGUCUCCGCAAAGACAGCCAGCAUGCCGAACUCUCUCAAGGCAGUGUGGAACGCAAGGCCAAACAGAUAGGGUCCACGGACAACUCCGACGCCAUGCCAGUUGACAGUCUUAAAGCUCCAGAGGUGACCUGCAUCGCAUGCUCUCUCAAUCGUGACGGUGGAAUGGGCACUGCAACAUCAGGCCCGAUUUGGUCCAACCCCAAGUCUACCAGCACCGAUGCUUCCAAUGCCACUGGUUGGGAAAGCGUCGUCACCGGCCACCGAGGCGACAAGCUCGCGAGGACCUGGUUCUGGGGAAAGAAAAGAGCUGGGCGUUGGACUUUCGAGACUGGCGAUCGCACCGAAGUCAAGAGUGUUGCGAUGUCGCAGUGUGGAACUUUUGCUCUUGUCGGGUCGGCAGGUGGUUGUAUCGAUCUGUUCAACAUGCAGUCCGGGCAAUAUCGACAGAGUUUCCCACCUCGGGCUCUGAAAUCCCGUGGUGUAAAGGUCAAUCCCAGGGCCAGCAAUGCAAAGCAUACUAGAGCGGUGACGGGGUUGAUGAUUGACAGUCUGAACCGAACCGUCGUCAGCUGCAGUCUGGACGGCAAAAUCAAGUUUUGGGAUCUCCUCUCCGGUACAUUAAUUGACGAGUUAGAUUGGCACCCCAUGGCUGCCGUCACUGGUCUCCGGUACAGCAAGGGGAGCGAGCUUGUCGCCUUCAGUUGUGACGACCUUUCGAUCCGCGUGAUUGAUCUUGAAACCCGCAAGCUCGUCCGAGAGUUCUGGGGAUGUGUCGGCCAAGUCAAUGACUUUAUAUUCUCGAAUGACGGGAGGUGGAUGAUCGCGGCUUCCAUGGAUUCGGUGGUCCGAAUCUGGGAUCUGCCCACCGGGCAUCUAAUUGACAUUUUCCGGGUGUCCAGCACCUGUGUCCGGCUCGCCAUGCCAUCUACCGGAGAGUUUCUGGCCACUGCACACGCAGGUGAUAUUGGUGUUAGCUUGUGGAGCAACCGCAGCCUAUUCAUGCCUGUUUCGACCAGAAAUAUUGAAGAAAGCGCUGUCCAGGAUGUCAGCAUCCCCACUACAUCGGGGGAAAGCGGCGCGGGACCUGUUGAAGCUGCCUUUUCCGAUAUUCCCGAGCAGCUCGAAACAGAAGGUCCAGUGUUGGCGACUGAGCAACUUCGCCACGACAUGAUGACACUCAGCCUUGUCCCCAAGAGUCGAUGGCAGGCACUGCUUCAUCUAGACUCCAUCAGGGAACGAAAUCGGCCGAAGGAGGCUCCCAAGGCACCUGAAAAGGCGCCCUUCUUCCUCCCCUCUCUCUUGGGUACAAACAGCUCCGAGCUCGCUAAUGGAAGCAACGAGGCUGCUGAGUUGGGCUCGCUGGCCACCAGCGCGGAGGCAGAGCGUUCCCGGGUUGCCAAGUUGCAGGCCGCUACUCAGACUGGCCACUCAGGCUCUCGCUUCUCGACGCUACUCAAUUCUGGUCGACAAUCUGGCAACUUCGAUCCCUUCAUUGAGCAUCUCAAAGCACUAUCGCCGGCCAAAGCGGACCUGGAGAUCCGCUCAUUGGAUCCUCGGGUGCGCGAUAACCGUUCCGAACUGGUCGAUUUUGUCGUCGGUUUAACUGGGCGCUUGAAGCUCCGACGAGACUUUGAAUUGGUCAAUACCUGGAUGGCCGUAUUUCUCAAGAUCCACGCUGAUACUGUCUCGCUGUGCUCUCACCGAGAUGAGCCUGAGUAUCGCCUUCUGCAGGCGGCUCUGACUUCGUGGACGCAGGAGCAGCGGCAGGAAGGGAAACGACUGGCUGACCUGGUGGGAUACUGUCGCGGCGUGGUGGGCUUCCUGCGGUCCGCCCGUUAA
Messenger RNA from Penicillium riverlandense, 3102 nucleotides. Its product is annotated as rRNA-processing protein UTP21. The record is from RefSeq and is a predicted model, not a curated record. Lineage: Eukaryota; Fungi; Ascomycota; Eurotiomycetes; Eurotiales; Aspergillaceae. Bases 1 to 3102 code for a protein of 1033 amino acids. The transcript is spliced from 5 exons. Gene Ontology annotation, molecular function: protein binding. Gene Ontology annotation, cellular component: Pwp2p-containing subcomplex of 90S preribosome; small-subunit processome. Gene Ontology annotation, biological process: rRNA processing.